Messenger RNA from Petromyzon marinus (sea lamprey), 2010 nucleotides. RefSeq names its product nucleoporin 42 (gene NUP42). Gene Ontology annotation, molecular function: metal ion binding. Lineage: Eukaryota; Metazoa; Chordata; Hyperoartia; Petromyzontiformes; Petromyzontidae. The record is from RefSeq and is a predicted model, not a curated record.
UGAAUCGAUGCCAAACUUCAAUUCCAUAUUAAUCGAGGAAUCGAUCCACGCGCACGCUGCGGCCGCGAUGGUGAUCUGCCGCUUCUUCCUGCAGGGCUUCUGCCGCUUCGGCGAUCGCUGCUGGAACGAGCACCCGGCUUCGCCGCAGCACUCAGGAUAUAGUAACCGAGGAGAUGGGUUCCAAAACCCCCAGCAGCACCAGGGUCGAGGUGGUGGCCUUCUCCCGACCCCUAAUUAUAACAGAGGAGGCAGGAGCGACUACCACGGUGGCAGAUAUGGUGAUGAGAGUGACGGCACAAGUUAUGGGAGGAACCAAGUUGGUGGGUUUGGAGGUGGAGAAAGAGGUCGCAGCGGUAGGGGAGCCUACGAGGAAGACUUUGGAGGCCGAGGUGGGAGAGGUGCCGGCGGAUUUCAGAGCCAACGAGGUGGUUGGCAGGGAAGCACUUGGAAAAGUGGUGGUUCAUCAGGAGGAAUACACACUGAAAACAAAUUCUCUGCGCUGAGCAAUGCCAACAGUGAAAUGGACGAGGUGGACGAGAUCGCUCAACUUGUCAUCAACAUAAAAAAAGACAUGGAACAUUGGGAGAGCUCAGGGCUAUGGUACCUCUCGUGCUAUGCGCCCACAAAAGAAAGAGCUUGCAUAACAGGUUUUAUUGACCUGUCACCUGAAGAGAUUCGCUUGGAGUACUACAAACGUCGAAUGUCAAACUUACAGGAAUAUUUGGAUAUGGUCUCACAGCUAAAGGAGAGGUGGCGGCAACGCAAGUCUGAGCUAGCCAACCCCAACUCCCGGGAUAUUCUGAUUGCUGAAUUAAUUAAAAAACCCCAGGCAUUGCCAGCAUUUGGGAUUUCUGCGCAGCCUUGCUUCAACCAACCAAUGGGAUUAGCAUUGGGAGGGUUUUCACAGCCUGCAUCUUCUCGGCCAACUUUCACAAACAAUUCGCAGUCUUUAGGUUUUGGAGAAAGCGCCACAGACAGCGGGUUUGCCACUGGUGCAGCACCUGCGUUUGGGAUGCCAGCAAUCGCAGGAUCAAGUCAAGGUUUUGAAGUUGCCCGAUCCUCCACAUCCGCAAGCAGCUUUAACUUUUCAUUGCCCUCCAACACGCAGCCCUCAACCAUGGUGGCCAGCCAACCAGCAAUCCAGGCUGCAAAUUUUAGCUUUUCACUGCCAGCUGCUGGAGCCAAAGGAGCAGGAUUGUCAAUGGCAACAACCCCUACCAGUUCUGUGGUCUUAAAAGUGGGGGAGCUGCACACACCCAAUGAGGAGCUGACACAGAGAGAACUGCAGCAGUUCCAGGCAAAGAAGUUCACAUUCACCAAGAUCCCGCUCAAGCCGCCCACCCCAGGGCUUCUCCGGAUUUCCAUUUAAAUUGAAGUCAGACUCCAUGAGUACGGUAAUUGCAUUGGCAUGGAUAUUUUUCCCCACUCUGCUGUGAAUUUUACAAAUGAUAAAUUGUAGCUUUAGUCAUUGUACCAGAAGCGAGGAGUGUCCCCAUAACUCAUUGAAUCUUGUGAUAAAACUCAUCUCCAUUGUCAGUCAAAGCCAGUGAUGGGUAUUCUACAGCCAUCUCAAUAUUUUUUUAAUGAUUCAGUUGAUACGUAGGAAGGAAGAUAGGCGAAGCCUAUCCCUUUUGUAAAUUGAGGGAAACCUGUUUAUAUAUUUUUUUGUUCCAAGGUAGUAUGGAACAAUUGUUAAGGUUUCACAACCCAAGUUUUAAUGUUUGACUUGUGGAUUGACUGGGAGCGUGUGGGCUGUACAUUUUGUCAUGUUUGUGUUAAACAUUUGUUGGAAUUGUUGUACACUUAAGUUUAUUAUUGAAUUCCUAACUUUAAAAUCGUUAAUAUAUGCCGAAUUGUUUAAGCCGAGUCUUAUUUUCUAAUAAGCACUUGUUUAAAAUCUGUUUAAAUUCAGAUUCUAAUAGAUGGCAACACAAUUCAGUAUCGAGGAAAGUUUGGUAUAAGGAUCUUAAGUUUUAUAUAUAUCAGAACCAUUAAACAUUUUGGAAAGUA